Molecule: messenger RNA, 423 nt
Organism: Helobdella robusta
Lineage: Eukaryota; Metazoa; Annelida; Clitellata; Rhynchobdellida; Glossiphoniidae
Exons: 5
Coding region: 1-423 (140 amino acids)
Source: RefSeq, a predicted model, not a curated record
AUGGGACCAAUGACAGACCCUUGGAGAUCUCCAGUAGAUAAGGUAAAGCUAGAAGAAGAGUGGGAACCAAAUACAAUACCAUCCGAGGAAGACAUAUUUAAAAGAUUGCAAAUAUUAAAAGGGGUUAAAAAUUCAAUUGGAAAAAAGCACAUUCAACCUAGCAGGGUAACUGCUGAUCAAGUGGAAAAUUUGUUGCAUGAGGUUUCUGAAGAAUUGGCUAUUGGACAACACUGGUCUCAAUUAAAUAAUCUCAUGAAAGACGAACCAAGAAAUUCCGACGAUCUUAUUAAAAGCACACGACUUCAAAUGUCAAAAGAGAGAUUUAAAAAAGAAAUAGAUGAGAAAAAGGAUUUAGAAAUUAUUAAUAGACUCGAAGAGUUGAAAAAAUUUAAUUCAGGAAAUAUGAGCUUCAACUUGACUUAG